GCUAAACUAGUUCUUCUAAAUAUUCUCAUAGGAUGCCUAAUAAAACACCGACAAAGUGGAUUUAUCCAAGGAUCUAUGAAUACUUUAGCGGUUCUAAAUGAGAAUUGCUGUGCGAUUUGUGGAAUAAUGUUCGGUUUAACAAUUGAUCUUGUUCAACAUAUAAGGACUAAUCAUCGUUCAUCAAGAUUUAAUCAACAAUAA
Messenger RNA from Dracunculus medinensis (Guinea worm), 201 nucleotides. The record is from the annotation of a GenBank genome assembly. NCBI's taxonomy places the organism in Eukaryota, Metazoa, Nematoda, Chromadorea, Rhabditida, Dracunculidae.